AUGCCUCACAUGGAAUCGCCGCCACCAAAAACCCAACAACCAAGGCCCUCGGGCUCAUCAUCGAAUCUCCAGCCCAAAUCGAUACCCCCUCAAAUCCGAAUCAAAAAUCGACGAAAACUAUACCUCGACCGCAAUCCUUCAUAUUUCACGUCACCUGACCUUGAACUCCUAGAUCCAUUACUCUACGACCGUUGCAUACGUCGUUUUCAAACCCCAGAGGAGCGAGAAGCAGACGGGCGCUCAAAGGGCUAUUCUGGUGUGCUGGAAGCAGAUCUGUAUCGCUCGGAGGCGAAACUAGCUGCCUUGAAAACGACAUCUGAGUUCCAAGACCAAAAUGAAGGUCCAGCUGCAUCUUCAGCUUCCCAACCCCACGUCCCCUUUGUAAGCUAUGUAAGAGGCAAGGAUGGCGAGGUGUUACCGGAAGAUGAAGAUGAGGUUCCGAAUACGAAGGAAGAGGGGCUAGAGAGGUGGAAGUUUGAGAUGACGAUACGCUUUCUGAGAGGCGAGGAUCCGGACUUUGAGUAUGAGAAGGUGGAUGAGAAUGAGGAAUACGAUGAUGUGGAGAGGGAGGAAGAGGAGGAUAGGUGGUUUGAGGAGGAAGAUCCGGAGUGGGAGAGGACGCCGCGGGAGAGUGAGACGGGCAUUCAAGAUUUUUGA
Molecule: messenger RNA, 657 nt
Organism: Lachnellula hyalina
Lineage: Eukaryota; Fungi; Ascomycota; Leotiomycetes; Helotiales; Lachnaceae
Exons: 2
Coding region: 1-657 (218 amino acids)
Source: RefSeq, a predicted model, not a curated record